This is a messenger RNA of Aspergillus saccharolyticus JOP 1030-1, 2811 nucleotides long. RefSeq lists its product as uncharacterized. The transcript has 4 exons. Gene Ontology annotation, cellular component: intracellular membrane-bounded organelle. Lineage: Eukaryota; Fungi; Ascomycota; Eurotiomycetes; Eurotiales; Aspergillaceae. Gene Ontology annotation, molecular function: phosphatidylinositol binding. The coding region runs from base 29 to 2587 and encodes 852 amino acids. The record is from RefSeq and is a predicted model, not a curated record. Gene Ontology annotation, biological process: spliceosomal snRNP assembly.
AUUCCGCCCUCCAUCAACAACACCCAGCAUGCCCGAUAAGCGCAAACCCUCCAUGUCAACAUCGGGCGCAUCGCCUUACGCUAAGAGAUCCCGCGCCUCGUACGCCGACGAAGAUGAUGAAGAGACACCGCAGACGGUAACACCGUACGAGCGCCCGCGCAACCAUCCGAUAUACGGGCAAAAGAGCGCCUUCCCGGGACUCGACAGUGCAGGAGAUGACGAGCUCUUCUAUGGACCGGCGGAAGAUGGACUGGAAUAUCUACGGAUGGUCCGGUCCGAAGCCAACUCCCUCCCAUUCCUCUUCAAUGCGCCACCAACCACAACCCCAACCGCUGUAGAGGCCACCAGUUCGAAUGACACAACCACUCAAACGAAACCAGCACCUAACCAACCGACCAACACAACAGCAACCACAAUAAUAACAAAAAUUACCGCAACUACGUCUUCCCCUCCCCUCCGCGAGGGCGUCUUCCAGGACGGUGUCUACUUCGUCCCCACAACCAUUACUGCCAACAAGGACAGCAAAACCCCCAGCGGGAUACCCGGCUCACCAUCCCAAAACCCAUCGCCGGAAAUCCUCCCCGCCCAAUCGACAUACUACACUCUCCUCCACCACCGCUUUCUCCUUCUCCGCUCGAUCCUCAAAUGCACCCCUCCUUCUGAAGCUAUCGCCGCGCUAGACAAUGACCACCCUAUCUCACUCCCGCGGCACUCACGGAACGCGCGCCGCGAGUGGCGUCGGUUGCUGUUGGCGGUAGAUCCGCAGACGGUGCAGCUGGCGUGUAUGGACAUGGAGAGCGUGCUUGGCGUGCUGGGGAUCAUGGCGCGGGUGAUGUCGGAGAAUGUGCGCAGUGGAGACGCGGCGAAGGUCAGACGAAUUGCGGCGUGGGCUUGGGGACUACUGGCGCGGUGCCGGGAGGUAGGGCAAAUGGGGACGGAGGAGGUUGGGGAGUUACGAGAUUUGGGGAAGAGGGCGGCUCGGGUCUUGGGGAAAAUGAGGGAAGAGGAGGACGGGAAGAAGGGAGCUGGAGAGGGUGAUGAGGAUGAUGGGGAGGGCGAGGGCGAGGAUGAUGGCGAGGGCGAGGCAGUAGAACAGGCAGAAGGCGGUCAUGAUAAUACUGGCGUUGAGGCUGACUUGGAUAAGCGGGAUGCGGAUGCAGAUGCGACUGCAGAUGUCGACACUUAUCCACGACAAGUUGAUGUUGAUGAGCUAGAGGCUGCCAAGGCACGGUUACAAGCGAGGAUUGAAGGUGAUGGGCCUGCUGUUGAGUUACCAAGUGACGAUGCGGAUAAAGAGAGUGGUGCUUCGGAGGUGGCACUGCAAAUUCGCGCAAUGUUGGAUAUGGUCAUCACGGUCGUGGGGGAAUACUAUGGCCAGCGGGACUUGUUAGAAGCGCGCGAGCUAUGGCGAGAAGCGACGGACAUCUCCACCACCUCCCCGCCCUUCACUAUCUACAACAUCACCCUGCGCCUCCCUCUGCGCUCCUUCACCAUCUCCAAGCGCUACUCCGACUUCACAACCUUCCACACCACGCUCCUCAAUCAAACCAACGCCGCCCCACCGGCACCCUUGCCGCCAAAAUCCUGGCUCUCCUCGACCGUCAAGAACGCCACCUUCCGCGAAUCCCGCCGCCAGGCCCUCGAAACCUAUCUCCGGGCAAUCAACGAAGCCGAGGACCCCCGAUGGCGCAACUCCCCCGCCUGGCGCGCAUUCCUGAACCUCCCAAGCCUCGGCCCCAAUUCCGCCGGCACUGCGAACGGUGACCACAGCACGGCGACGAGCGCCCGCCUCCACGCCGCCAUCACGGAACCCGGCAGCAUCACCAUUGCCGCCAACCAGAGCAACGAGAACACCAUCACGGAUCCGACGUUAUGGCUGGAUUGCUUCCGGGACAUGAAGGGUCAUUUGCACGAUGCCCGACUGCACCUGACGCGCCGCGACCAGGAGACGACGCCACAGCGGCAGCAUGAGAGCUCGGCGCGGGCGAAGAGCAGUCUGGUGCGGGCGGGAUCGUUGAUCGCGGCGCUGGAGACGGGUUUAAAGAAUAUCUCAUCUGCUGCUGCUGCUGGACACGGCGGUGGGGGUUCUUCUGCGUCUCACCAGGAUGAUGGGGGGCCACGGUUAGGUGAGGGCGAGAUCCGCCGGCGGAGGGACCUGCUGAUCAAUGCCCGGAAGGAGAAGGACGGGCUGGAGGAUCUGCUGAAUGCGAUGGCCGCCAAGAGUCGCAUUGAUAGCGCGGUCGCCUCAAUUCAGGACAAGGAGGCGCUGAUGAACGUGGCGGCCACGGCCGGUAGCAAAGGGAAAAAGGCGGUGCGGGCGUCGGGACGCGUGCUGGGCAGGGAGACGGAGCGCACCCGCGAGUUGGAUAAUACGGGCGUCUUGCAGUUGCAGAAGCAAAUGAUGCAGGAUCAGGACGUCGCGGUGGAGGAGUUGAUGCGCAUCGUCAAUCGGCAGAAGGAAUUGGGGAUCGCGAUUAAUAAUGAGCUGGUGGUGCAGAAUGAGUUGCUGAAGUUGACGGAUGAGGAUGCUACUAGGCUGGGUGAUAAGAUCGACAUUGGGAAGAAGAGGAUAGGGAAGAUCUCUUGAUGAGCUCGACUUCUACGCGGUCAGAUGAUAGUAAGCUGGUCGGUUCUAUUUCAUGCAAUGUGCCUUGUAUCAGGCCUUGUACUUCUGCAUUGUGAUGCCUUGCAUAUGGAUGGCUUGUUCUUUUGUGUCAGCUUUAGCGGAUUUUGUUUCUGGUUGUCUCGAUCAUGUCUGAGUACCACCUAGUAAUAGCACUCAAACAAGCAUGGACUUUCAUCUCGCCACGG